Phaedon cochleariae (mustard beetle) is the source of this 1686-nucleotide messenger RNA. The record is from the annotation of a GenBank genome assembly. NCBI's taxonomy places the organism in Eukaryota, Metazoa, Arthropoda, Insecta, Coleoptera, Chrysomelidae.
AUGGGACAUGAAACUACAAGAUUGAAUGGGCGCCACCGAAGAUCUACUGGAGAUCUACUUGCCUACGUCACCCAUUUAUGGCAAUCUUCAAUGGAAAAACACGGGGAAUCUCUAGCUGUCGCGUUGGACAUAUCGUGCAGAUCGCUUCACGUGGUGGUGGACGGUGUAUCGUCUGAUACCAUUGGCAUCAAUUCCGGUGUUCCACAAGGAUCAAUUUUGGCACCAACAUUAUUCCUGCUUCAUAUCAAUGAUCUGUUGGGAGAAACUAAGAACUCACGGCGCAGGCAGGUCAAUGCUGUCAAUGAAGAUCUUGCUGAAAUCACAGCCUGGGGAACGAACAACCUAGUUGAAUUCAACGCCACCAAAACUCAAGCCUGCAUUUUCUCUAGAAAGGCGGAACUCAGUAUACCCGAUAUUGUAAUGUCUGGCUCCACCAUCCCCACCAAGCCCACCAUAUCUAUGCUCGGUAUUACCAUCAGCAACACUCUUUCAUGGGAUAAUCAUGUCAGAUCCAUCGCAAAAGCUGCUUCACAAAAACUCGGAUUCUUGUUCCGUGCGAAAAGCUACUUUACACCUCAACAGCUUCUCAUGAUCUACAAAGCGCAGAUACGGCCUGUUCUAGAAUACUGUUCCCACAUAUGGGGUUCAGCACCAAAACAUACGCUGAUGCUCUUAGAUUCCAUCCAGAGAAGAGCCAUUCGCCUGGUGAGUGACGCCACACUCACUCACUCUUUGACAUCAUUGGAACACCGUAGAAAGGUCGGCGACCUUUCACUUUUCUAUCGAUACUUCCACGGGAAAUGUUCUUCGGAAAUCUCUGCAAUCAUCCCUUCACUAGCAAUACCAAUCAGACGAACAAGACAAGCCCAGUCAGCACAUCCUUUUGUUGUCAACCUCGAAAGAUGUCGAACAGAACUUUAUCAAGACUCCUUCAUCCAUAGAACGGCUAGGCUCUGGAAUUCAUUGCCCGUGGAAUAUUUCACAAGAGAGAAAGAUAAUAAUGGUCCUUUAAUCCCGUUUACUUCCAUACAACAGCAUGUUGCUAAUGCCCUCAAUAUUAAUCUGCGGACAGUUUCGAGUAUUAAAGUAUGUUCUGAGAGAAACGAAAGUUUGAGUACGCCAGGGAAACCAAGGACUAAAAAAAAACCCAAGACAGUAGAUCAGCAUGAUAAUUUGAAAAUGGAAAAAAACACAUCACUUAGAAUUUUGAAAGAAGAACUCAGAUUUACACAUAUUCUUGAUACAAGUAUAGGCACAUUGAGCAAACUUCUCACAAAUGUAGGACUCAAACAUAAAAAAGAAGACAACAGACGGUUAUUGGCUGAGAAGAUGGACAUAUCUUUAAUGAGAGCAGAGUUUUUCAGAAAGUUUUAUGAAAAUCGCAAUUCUACUUACCCUAGACAAAUCGUCUUCAUAGAUGAAACUUGGAUAUUUGCGAAAGGGAAUAAGAUGAGAUCAUGGCAAAUCAAAGUACAAAACGCGUUGGUAAACCAGAAGGUUAUGAUGGGAAACGAUUUAUUGUACUUCAUGCUGGCCAUAGUGGCCACAGUGUUCUGCUUUGUCACGAUCACAGACUACUUCACAAAAGCAUUAAAUUGGUGUGUAUCGGGUCACAUACCAACCCAUACGUAUAUACAUGCCAAAGUUCUGAUACAUGUUUUUGCUUUCAAUAAAUUGACGAAUUAA